ACCGUGUGUGUGGAUGCUAUUGACGACUCUGUUGGUAAUCACGUCUAAUGCCUGUCGGAGGAAUGACAAAUCAGAAACAUGCACCGUGCGAGGGGUGGAGUACAAGCUGUUUGAGGCCAUCAGGGUCCCCAUCAAAGACCCCUGCUCUGUCUACAUCUGUGUGGCAGACGACACUCUAAGGAAACUCAACGAUGAAUGCCGGUCCAACGACGGGGAAUGCCACACGGUAGGCGAGUACUUCUUCCACUACACUCACGGCCAGAGACGUAACUGCACGUGUGGAGUUCAACUGCAAAAUUCCAGCCCGUUCCGUGUCUUCCAAUGCCUAAAUCCCGAAUCGGUUUUCUACUCUUAAAUAAAAUCAUUUAAGUCGUGCUUCA
Messenger RNA from Physella acuta, 380 nucleotides. RefSeq lists its product as uncharacterized. The record is from RefSeq and is a predicted model, not a curated record. NCBI's taxonomy places the organism in Eukaryota, Metazoa, Mollusca, Gastropoda, Physidae.